Molecule: messenger RNA, 2070 nt
Organism: Caenorhabditis elegans
Lineage: Eukaryota; Metazoa; Nematoda; Chromadorea; Rhabditida; Rhabditidae
Gene: R11D1.1
Product: WD_REPEATS_REGION domain-containing protein
Exons: 9
Coding region: 13-1872 (619 amino acids)
Source: RefSeq, marked reviewed
AUCAGAUCAAAAAUGCUGGUCGAAGAAGAACCACCACCAGAGAAUGAAGAAAAUAUGGAUAUCGAAAUUUCAAAGUCCACAAAUAAUCAAUUCAAAAUCGAAUCAUUUCUUUGUCAACGAGAGAUUGGAAGUGUUAAAAGUGUUGUAAAAACAUUUAGACCAGAUUUCCAACAUCGUCCAUUUUGUCAAAAAGAUGUUCGUGAACAUACAGGAUGCAUCAAUGCUCUUCAAUUCUCACACAAUGAUCGAUUUUUAGCCAGUGGUGGAGAUGACAUGCAUGGACGAGUCUGGAAUGUCGAUGAACUUAUGGUUAGAAAAACGCCAAAACCGAUAGGUGUAAUGGAACAUCCACAUAGAUCAAACAUUUUCUCUCUGGAAUUCGAUUUGGAGAAUAGAUUUUUGUAUUCCGGUGAACGUUGGGGAACUGUCAUCAAGCAUGAUAUCGAAACAAAGCAAUCGAUUUAUGUUGCAAAUGAAAAUAAUAAUAGAGGAGACGUAUAUCAUAUGGAUCAACAUCCAACUGAUAAUACCCUUAUUGUGGUUACACGUGCCAAAUUGGUUUCUUUCAUCGAUAAUAGAGAUCGUCAGAAUCCAAUUUCGUUGGUUUUACCUGCUAAUUCUGGAAAGAAUUUCUACACAGCUGAGUUCCAUCCAGAAACUCCAGCUCUCAUUCUUGUCAAUUCGGAGACUGGUGGACCGAAUGUUUUUGAUCGUAGAAUGCAAGCCAGGCCGGUCUACCAGAGAUCUAUGUUUAAAGGAUUGCCACAAGAAAAUACGGAAUGGAUGGGAAGUCUGUGGAGUCCAUCUGGAAAUCAAUUCAUGUCGAUUCGAAGAGGCAAAUGCCCAUUGUACUUUGAUUUUAUCAGUCAACGAUGCUUUGUGCUGAAAUCCGAUCAUAAUCCCAAUGGAUACUGUAAUAUAAAAACAAUUAAAUCUAUGACAUUCAUCGAUGAUUACACAGUUGCUACGGGUAGUGAUCACUGGGGAAUUCAUAUCUGGAAAUUACCACGAGCUAAUGAUUCUUACGGAUUUACUCAAAUUGGUCAUGAUGAAGAAGAAAUGCCAUCAGAAAUAUUCAUUGAGAAAGAACUUACAGUACUACGAGGUCAUCGUUCAGUUCCAAAUCAGGUUCGAUUCUCACAACACAACAAUUUGCUGGUAUCUUCUGGUGUCGAAAACUCAUUCAAACUUUGGUCUGAUCAUCGACUUCCAUGGUCUUAUGAUCUUCCAUUUGAACGUAGACCACAUGGAACUUAUGAUUUGAGUGCGGAAGAAGAGUGCUUACGAGAAAUGGAGGAACGAAGGGUGGUGGAAGAUGCACUGGAUCUUAAUGGAGAAAUGGAUGGAAGAGCCUGUUGGAGAGACAUUUUCGGUGGUGAUGCACGUACUGCUGAAGAUAGAGACACGCUGGAAAUGUUUGAUCCACGUGGUCACGGUGACGACGAGGAAGAUGUUGAAGAAAGUAGUUCCGAAGAUUCUGAUGAUAUGAUGGACAAUGAGGCAGACGAUAAUCAUUAUUUCAGAAGACGAAGAGGACCAUUACAAUUGUUUGUUCGCGCUGGAGAAGAACACUUGGCUCGAAUGUUGGAAGAACAUGAUGGAGUUGAGAAUGACUUGUUGGAAGAGUUGUUCAACAUGAGAAGAAGGUUUCGCGAGGAAAGUUCUGAUGAGGAUGAUUCCGGAGAUGACGGAGAAAAUGGAGAUGAAAACGAUAAUGAAAAUGAUAACAUUGAAUCUUCAUCAAGUAACUCCGACUCGAGUGAUGCCAGCGAAGUUGGGGACUUGAUGGACUUUGAUGGAGAUGAUGAGGAAGAAGAUGAAGGUGACGAUGAAGCUGCAAUUGAAGAACAAGACAGUGAUAGUGAAGCCUGAUGAUAUUGACUUUUUUCCUAAAUUCCACCCCCAUAUCUGUAUAACUUUGUAUAAUUUUCCAAUAUAUUUUUUGUAAAAUUUUGUUUUCCUCAUCUCAGAAAUCCCACUCGAUUCUCAUUUUCCCGUUGGACAUUCGUGUAUUGAAAUUUGACACAUCAAACGAUAAUAUCAAUGCAAAUAAACUGAAAUUUUUUUCCU